GCAUUAAGGAAGCAAACGAUUUAAAUCUAAUAUAGAAUCUGGAUGUGAUACAGCUUUUGGAAUGAGAAGGAAAAUUUAGAGAUAUCGGAAUUGCAAAGAGCAAGUGAUAAGUAGAACCAUCACUUUCUGGAAUCCAAACAUGAUUCAAAGAAGCUUAGAAAAGUUCCCUCCGUACUCUUUUACAAUCGCUGCAGCAGCCAUUUUGAUUUCCCUUAUCUACUAUGUCCUGAAGAACCGAAAUUUGUUUCCAGGACCAAGAGGACUACCAUAUUUUGGACUAUUUCCGCACUUGAGGCAUGAUGACGUCCACUUGCAAUUGCAGGAAUAUCAGCGCAAAUAUGGAGACAUCUUUAGUUUCAACUAUAUGGGAAAUGUGAUACUCCAUCUUGGUACAGUGAAAGCCAUGCGGGAAGUACAAGUUCAGAAAGCUGAUUGUUUUGAAGAAAGAUUCACACGGUUUAAUGUACUCUCAUAUUUGCUUGCAAAUGGAGUAUCCAUGGUCAAUGGGGAACCAUGGAAAGUUCUUCGGAAGUUUUUUAUUCAAAGUUUCAAAGAAUUCGGGAUGACAACUUUGAAGAACACCACAGAUGGCCCUGUUUAUGAGUCCUUGACUAAAACAAUUGAAGAAAUUCGCGAAAAAAACGGUCAGUCCUUCAAUGUCAUCGAUCUAUUGAUUGAAAGGUGCAGUGCAACAAUGAAGAAAAUGCUCUUUGGGUCUGACGGAGUAACAAAUGAAGAACUUCGAAUCAUGAACGAUGCUUACAUUAUUGCUCUGGAUGGAAUGACGGGUAACAAGUUCCUUUUCAUCGGACCAUUUGCCAGACUUAUUUUCUUUUUUGUGCCCUCCUACCGGAAUGUCCUGACGCAACACAAAGUUAUGUGCCGUGUGUUGUUGAAAGCUUGCAAAAGAAUAGAAUCCAACUUUGACGGUGAUCAUCCUACUAACAUUAUCGAGCAUUACUACAAGGAAAGGAACGACAGACGGCGUAAAAUGGAUCCCACUGCAGAACUCUUUAAUGAUGUAGCGUUAGUGGAAUCUCUGGCACAGUUCGUUGGAGAUGGAAUAAUAACAGUGGCUUACUUUAUUGGAAUAUUUCUCUAUGCACUUAUCCACUACCCUGAGGAACAGGAUAAAUUGUUCAAAGAAAUUAAUGAAGUCAUUGGUACAGAGCGCCUACCUACUCUUGAUGAUCGAAGUCGGUUACCAUACACAAACGCAUUCAUUUAUGAAGUAAUCAGGACUACCAACUUUUUUGCUCUUUUCCCAAGUUUAGAAUGCACAAAAGAAACUACUGUGCGAGGGAAGAGGAUUCCUAAGGGAGCGAUAACACUCCUAAACUUUUGGACAGCCAACCAAGAUCCUGAUACUUAUGAUAAUCCACAUGAUUUCAAUCCUCAACGGUUUUUGUCAAAACCUGGCCAGCAAAGACCCGAACUCCCGGUUUUGUUUGGAAUGGGUAAACGAGCUUGCACGGGAGAGCCUUUAGUCAUGAUGGAAUCCUUCCUAUUUUUAACCACUAUCGUGCAGAAUUUCCGCAUUGCAGAAACAACUAAUCCCAAGAGCAUGGCAUCCGUCUUUUUGAUGACGGGCAACAUGGAACUACAAUUCUAUCCCCGUUCUGGGAAAUAACUCGUCUAUAGAUUUAAAAUACUUCUGAAAAGAGGACAUACUGUAAAUAAAGGUUGCAAUGAGCUUGGAUUAGAAGUGUUACUUUUCUGGCAAACCUGAAAACCCAAAAAUAUACAUGCUGCUUAAAAAGCCUUUCACUAUAAUAAAGAAAAUUUUCUU
Molecule: messenger RNA, 1789 nt
Organism: Uloborus diversus
Lineage: Eukaryota; Metazoa; Arthropoda; Arachnida; Araneae; Uloboridae
Product: cytochrome P450 2F3-like
Exons: 7
Coding region: 140-1630 (496 amino acids)
Molecular function (GO): heme binding; monooxygenase activity; oxidoreductase activity, acting on paired donors, with incorporation or reduction of molecular oxygen
Source: RefSeq, a predicted model, not a curated record